Molecule: messenger RNA, 1478 nt
Organism: Prosopis cineraria
Lineage: Eukaryota; Viridiplantae; Streptophyta; Magnoliopsida; Fabales; Fabaceae
Product: ultraviolet-B receptor UVR8-like
Exons: 11
Coding region: 154-1335 (393 amino acids)
Cellular component (GO): cytoplasm
Molecular function (GO): guanyl-nucleotide exchange factor activity
Source: RefSeq, a predicted model, not a curated record
CUGUUCCGCAAACACACUCUCGAAUCUGUUCGCUGUCAGUGAGUGCGCCGACGGUUUUGUGUCUCACACAGUCACUCAGCAGUACCCAAAGGCGUCGUUUACUUUCCUCUCUCUUCGGCUACAGUCCCCUCUCUCUCUCUCUCUCUCUCUCUAAUGGCCUCCGAUUCCGCAAUCAUUGCGUGGGGCUCUGGGGAAGAUGGGCAAUUGGGAAUCGGCAACAAUGAAGAGAAAGAAUGGGUCUGCGUUGUCAGAGCUCUCGAGUCCCACAAGGUCCGCUCGGUCGUUGCUGGUAGCAGGAACUCUUUAGCCAUAUGCGAAGACGGCAAGUUAUUUACAUGGGGGUGGAACCAAAGAGGAACACUUGGGCACCCUCCUGAAACCAAAACUGAAAAUAUUCCCAGCCAGGUUAAAGCACUUGCCAAUGUUAAAAUUGUUCAGGCGGCGAUUGGCGGGUGGCACUGUCUGGCUGUUGAUGAUCAAGGCCGAGCUUACGCCUGGGGUGGAAAUGAAUAUGGGCAAUGUGGUGAAGAACCUGAGAGGAAGGAUGACACUGGUAGACCUUUGAGGAGAGAUAUAGUGAACCCUCAGCGUUGUGCCCCUAAACUUGUUGUUCGUCAGGUAGCUGCAGGAGGAACUCACUCUGUUGUGCUUACAAAAGAUGGGCAUGUUUGGACCUGGGGUCAGCCUUGGCCUCCUGGUGACAUAAAACAGAUAUCUGUUCCUGUUCGUGUGCAAGGUCUUGAAAAUGUUAGGCUCAUUGCUGUAGGGGCAUUUCAUAAUUUGGCCCUUCAAGAGGGUGGCACUUUAUGGGCUUGGGGUAACAAUGAAUAUGGACAACUUGGUACUGGUGAUACCCAACCAAGAUCACAACCUAUUCCUGUCCAAGGGCUUUCUGGACUUACUCUGAUAGAUAUUGCAGCUGGUGGAUGGCAUUCAACUGCAUUGACAGAUGAAGGAGAGGUAUAUGGCUGGGGAAGGGGGGAGCAUGGGAGGCUUGGAUUUGGUGAUAAUGACAAGAGCAGUAAAAUGGUACCCCAAAAGGUUCAGCUUUUGGCUGGAGAAGAUGUUGUACAGGUUUCCUGUGGAGGUACUCAUUCAGUUGCUCUAACCCGGGAUGGGCGAAUAUUUUCUUUUGGUCGCGGUGACCAUGGCCGGCUUGGUUAUGGGAGGAAAGUUACUACUGGUCAGCCAAUGGAGGUACCCAUUGACAUUCCACCUCCAAAUUAUCCAAGUGAAAAUUCAGCUGAUGGACGGUGGAUAGCCAAACUCGUUGCUUGUGGUGGUCGUCAUACUUUGGCAAUAGUAGAAUGGAAACCAGACAAAUCUGCUGACUGACUGAAAUAGAAACUACGCUCCAAAAUAUCCUGUGCUUGAAGUUGAAUAUGUUUCUGGUUAAUCUGAACAGAUUGUUGAUCAAAAUAGGAAGCAAAACUGGAUGGACCUUGACAUGUGAUAAUAAAUAGCAUGCUUGCCUUUUC